UUAAAAGUCCCUACAUUCAAUAUUGCGAGAUUUAGCUGUUGGGGUGGAAAGAGAAUGAAUACCAAAACGUCCGUUAUCCUCAUUCUCGCCACGGCCCUGGUGACUACGAUCUGUUCAGCCAGCGGAGGUUUAGAAGAGGACAUGCCCUACAAACAACUUUUUCGUGAACUAUGGAGGAAAGAAAGUAGCAUGCAGGGAAAUUUUGACGAGGUCACCAACAUUAAGUCGAAGAGAACCGAAGACUGCGACUUAAUUUACCAACCAUGCUCUGUUGCAGUGGAUUGUGAGAUUUCUACCUGCGAAGGCCAACCCCUUCAAUGUUAUUAUGGCGAAUGCGGAAGACAAGAAAGCUACUCAUACAAGCGAUAAUUCAGGCUUGCUCCCAGAUCACUAAUCUAUCGCUUGUUUACUAUUGUCUCGUAGUAAAUCCUUCAAAUUCAA
Molecule: messenger RNA, 441 nt
Organism: Stylophora pistillata
Lineage: Eukaryota; Metazoa; Cnidaria; Anthozoa; Scleractinia; Pocilloporidae
Source: RefSeq, a predicted model, not a curated record